AUGGUCGUUCAGUUAAAAUUUGAAAAUUCGUUUUGGACAGCUGGAAAUUAUCAUAAGGGAAUUAAUAUUCUAUAUGAUAAAUUAGAUCAAGGUAGUGUAGAAAACGAAGAAAUCAUAGAAUUUCUUAAGGAAAGGAUAGCGGUAGAAGAAUUAUAUGGCAAAAAAUUGUGUGAUCUUUCUCAAAUAAAUAGUCGACCGAAUGGUUUUCUACGUGAUGAUGGGGCUUCUUUACGACGUUCAUUUGAAAUUGUAAAACAAGAAUGUGACCAAUUAGGGCAAGCCCAUUUACAAAUGGCAAAUAAUUUGUCAGAUUUGGUGCUUAAACCUUUUAUCAAGCAGAGUGAUGAUUAUAGUAAAAAUCUUAGAGCAAGUAGAGAAGAAAUAACGGGUUAUUUAAAAUUGUUUGAUAAAAUGGUUAACGAAGUAGAAAAAUCAAGGACUAAUUAUAUAACAAAGUGUCAAUUGGCUGAUGAAGCUGAAGAAAUUUCGACUCAUGAAACAGAUACUUUAUCAAUAUCAGAAAAAGAUGUGCAGCAAGACCAACCAUUAACUGUCACACUUGGGAAACAAUUGUUUUCAGAGGAAGAAAUAAUGCAAUUUCUUGCUAAGAUGCGUGAGGAAAUUCCUUCUAAAGAAAUUAAAAUACCUAUCCUUGGUACUUACAAUGAUGCUUAUUCCGGUGAAGAUAUUACAAAAUGGUUAACAAAAAAUCAUAUUAACGCAUAUUUAUGGGAGGAUGCUGAACGUAUUGGUCAAGAACUGGCUGAUCAAGGUUUCCUAAAACACAUUGGUGCUAUUGGAAAUUAUUUUGUUAGCACUCCUGUUGCUUAUUUUCAAUUCAAGAGUAAAGCAUUUAAUCUCAAAGAUACUGAGGAAGUUAACGCUGGAAUGGGUUGGAGUGGAUUGAUAUAUGCAAUUUCAACUAAUCAACCUUCAGAAAAACGUUCUCGAAAAGAAGCCGAUGAAGCCGAUGAAGCAUAUCGACAUGCAGUAAGAAGACUAGACAGAACUCGGUUAUUUCUUGAAGAAUCUAUGAUGGACCAAAUGAGUCUUAUGGAAAGACGUGAAUUCGACCGUAUAAAAUCUUCAAAAACAGCUUUUCUGAAUUAUUCUACCACAUGCAGCACCGUGGUUUCUGCUGCUCAGUUAAUGUCAGAACGUUUACUGAUAUAUCAUGAAGCAUUGAAACCUGAAAAAGAUAUCCAAAUUAUUAUACAGCAUUAUCGUACCGGUCCAUUUAACCCUAAGGUUGUUCUUUAUACUAAUCAAUAUAAUGGAAGCGCUAGUGAUCAAACUUUUGGCGUUUCACUAGCGGAAAAGGCACAAAAAGAUUUAAAAACAGUUCCUCAAAUUGUUACCAAAUGCCUAAGUUGUAUUGUUAAAGAUAAAAAGCUUUUAUGGACAACGAUUGUACCUCUAGCUGCAAUCCAUGGGCUUCGUGAAGAAAUUAACGAUGGUUCCAAGAUUACUUUAAGGAAAUUACGAGAGUAUGAUUUGGCCGUAGUUACUGGAGUAUUGAAAUUGUACUUUAUGGAACUCCCAGAGUGUCUACUUACGUUUAAACUUUACGACCCUGUUAAGCUGUUAUAUUCAAGUCUUGAGGAACAGGAUGAGAACAUGCGUGUAUCAACUAUUUCAACCCUUAUUACGUCACUUCCGGAAAGAAACUAUGAAACUUUAAAUGUUUUUAUAUCACAUUUGCAUAGUCUUAUAACGUCGAUAGACGCGGAUGAUGGCUAUAUUACGACACUUGCACAAAUUUAUGGAUAUAUUUUAUUAUAUCCAAAAAUCGAAGAAAAUGACGAGAAAAAUGAGAAAAAUGUGGGAAGAGUGUAUCUUAAUGAUAGGCAUCCAUAUCGUCUAGUCAAGGAUUUAAUAAUUCACCAUGAUAAAAUUUUUAUUAAACAACUGAAUACCACCUCAAGCAUUGUUGCUGAAGUUAUGCGACGUUCAGAAAGCCGUGAAUCAAUUUAUUCAAAUAGGUCAAGUCGAUCUAACCGUUCUAAUAACAGAGAUAGUAUCAGAGAUAGUAUCACGACAAAUUCUGUUACAAACUCAAUGAUUAUUGAAGAAGAUCAAGAGAGUGAAAUAAAUGAUGAAUAUGAAAUUCAGAUUGAUGAUAAAAUACCUGAAGUUACUGACGUAACAAGAUCCAGAGGAGAUUCUGUGAAUUAUGGUGUAGAACAUUCUGCAAUAUUACGUGCUAAAUUAUCUAGGCUUAGUUCAUCAGAAAGCAUUGAAUUUUCAAGACCCUUUACAUCACAAAGCCCAAUAACUCGACCAAUAGGACCUCGUCCAAACCCAUCAAAAGAUGAUAAUCAUAGUGGAACAAGUUCACCGAAAGAUACUCACAGUGUGACUAACAGCCUGAGUCGUCGACGAGGAAUAAAAAGGUAUAGCCGUAUUGCAUCACCUUCGGGUAAAUCACGAAAUCAAAGCAGUAGUAGUUCUGAAAGAGAACCAUUCAGACAUCAACCAAUUGAUGAUGAUGAGAAUGGAUCUGACUCUAGUUCUAAUUUAUCUUCACCUGAAUCACCAUCACUUCGGUUUAAUACAACACGAUCACAUUCUCGUCCUAGUUCGGAGAUCUUUGCUUUACAAAAACAGGGUUUACUUGUGGAUGAUGAUAUGGAAUUUGUUCCUAUUUCGCCAACACAUCAACCCAAAGUUCAUUAUCAUAAUGAUAAUUAA
This is a messenger RNA of Cetraspora pellucida, 2691 nucleotides long. Lineage: Eukaryota; Fungi; Glomeromycota; Glomeromycetes; Diversisporales; Gigasporaceae. The record is from the annotation of a GenBank genome assembly.